Molecule: messenger RNA, 1341 nt
Organism: Arctia plantaginis
Lineage: Eukaryota; Metazoa; Arthropoda; Insecta; Lepidoptera; Erebidae
Source: the annotation of a GenBank genome assembly
AUGGAUCCAAGAAUGUGUAGGAAAAUCAGUAGUAGUGAAAGUCUUCCAGACGCCGAUGAUGUGGAAUUUGAGGUAUCAAACAUCAUUGCACCGCAAGAGAGCGAUGAAAAUUUAAUGUUUGUAGGUAGCGACGAGCCUCACUCUGUGACUUGGCUCGACAAUGAUCAAAUAGAUGAAUUAGAUCUUAAUUUAGACCAAACCAACCUCUGUUUUCAUAGAGUCGAUAGCGCAGAUAUAAUAUAUAGAAGCAAGAAGAAAAAAUGCAAAAUGGUUGGCAAGUAUGUUAUGGGCGAUGUAUUAGGGGAAGGUUCGUAUGGCAAAGUUAAAGAAAUGUUAGAUUCAGAGACGCUGUGUAGAAGAGCUGUAAAAAUAUUAAAAAAGAGAAAACUAAGAAGAAUACCAAAUGGAGAACAAAAUGUACAGAGAGAAAUACAAUUAUUGCGAAUACUUAGACACAAAAAUGUGAUAGAACUAGUCGAUGUUAUGUAUAAUGAUGAGAAACAAAAAAUGUACCUUGUUAUGGAGUUCUGUGUUGGAGUGCUACAGGAUAUGCUGGAAGGAAGUCCCGGCAAGAAAUUUCCUCAGCGGCAAGCUCAUGACUACUUUACACAAUUACUGGAUGGUUUAGAGUAUUUACACGGUCAAGGAGUAGUCCACAAGGAUAUCAAGCCAGGAAAUUUACUGUUAACAUUGGAUCACACACUGAAAAUCACAGAUUUUGGUGUUGCUGAGGCGUUAGAUAUGUUUUCGCCUGAAGAUACCUGUUACACUGGACAGGGUUCUCCAGCAUUUCAACCUCCAGAAAUAGCAAAUGGGGCUGAGCAGUUCUCGGGCGUCAAAGUAGAUAUCUGGAGUAGUGGAGUCACAUUAUACAACAUGACUACAGGCAAGUAUCCAUUCGAGGGAGACAAUGUUUAUAGACUGCUGGAAGCUAUCGGUCGUGGGGAGCCGGCUCCUCCCCCCUCUACGCUAGGUCCUACGCUUGGUUCUCUACUCACACACAUGCUGAAGAGAGAUCCGGAUCUAAGGCCAACUGUACAUGAGAUCAGAAGGCACUCCUGGUUGCAAUCUCGACCGCCAUUAGACUCAGGUGAGCGUUUGGUUAGUCCUCGCUCAAGGCGUUCGGACGAGCUGCACAACUCCACAGUGAUACCUUACCUCGUGGAACGGCAUUACCCGUCGGCACAGGAGUACUUCACCGAGAGAGACUUGAGACACGAACUGGGUGACGGCGGUUCACGAACACUAUCGACAGCUGAACUGUCGGACGCAGACUCGAGUAGACGCAAGCGCCGCUGGCACUCGUCGUGCGGGCGCCUUCCAUCCUGCCGCCUCACCUGA